AUGGCAAACAUCGAGAAACUCCAGUUCCCGGCUCUGAAAGUAACCGGCGAAAACUAUGUCAGAUGGGUCACAAAUGUGAAACCCUAUCUUGUAAUAAAAAAGAUAACCGAAGCGAUAAAAGUCGGUAACAAAUCGCCACCCGAGCAUAUAGCCGAAGCGAUAAUCUUCCUGAAGAAGCACUUAGAUGAGAAUCUAACUCACGACUAUGGAGACGUUGAGGACCCAGCCGUACUAUGGCAAGCCUUGAAAGACAGAUUCGAUAAUCAAAAGGAAAUCAAUCUCCCUCACGCUCUUGAAGAGUGGAAAACCCUCAGGUUUCAGGAUUUCCAAAGGGUUAGAGAUUACAAUUCCACUAUCUUAAGGAUAGUUGCACAAUUAAAAUAUUGUGGUAACCCUGUCACCGAAGCAGAAAUGCUUGACAAGACAUACAAUACUUUCCACAAAGAACACAACGUCUUAUCCCGAAUUUACAGAAAAUGUGGGUACACCAAAUUUUCUGAAUUGAUGGUAACACUCAUGUUGGCUGAAAAGAACGAUGAGUUACUAAUCAAAAACCAUAAUUCCCGACCUACGGGAGCCAAGGCAUUUCCCGAAGUGAAUGCUACGGCGGUAGAAUAUUCGGGAAGGAGAAACCAGACCAACCGAGGUCGUGGUCGGCGUUUCAACAACAAACGUGGAAAGCCUUACUAUCCUAAAAGUAUUAGAUCUAACAAAUGGGUUAGAUCUGAACAACCUCCUAAAGGAAAAGAAACCGAAGAGGAUACCACAAAGAAAAGCGAGACUGUAUGUUACAGAUGUGGAUGUAAAGGACAUUGGUCCCGUACCUGUCGUACUCCCCCACAUUUGUGCAAGUUAUAUCAAGAGUCCAUAAAAGGAAAGGCUAAAGAGGUGAACCUCACAGAAAAUGUUGAAGGGACUUCAUACCUUGAAUCCUCCGACUUCGCUAAUGAGCUGGACUAG
Molecule: messenger RNA, 960 nt
Organism: Brassica oleracea var. oleracea
Lineage: Eukaryota; Viridiplantae; Streptophyta; Magnoliopsida; Brassicales; Brassicaceae
Exons: 1
Coding region: 1-960 (319 amino acids)
Molecular function (GO): zinc ion binding; nucleic acid binding
Source: RefSeq, a predicted model, not a curated record